AGCCCCACGCAAACGACAGGGCUUAUAGUCGGGCAAUUACGGGCGCUUUGGUCGCGCGGCUGCCACUGGGCAUGCCCAGUCCCGGGUCACGUGAUGUCUGUCAUGGCCGCCUCCGUGGCCCGGGGAGGCGUGAGUGCUGGGCUGCUGCUGCGGGCGGCCAGGGGAACCUGGUGGAGCCGGCCCGGAGGCAGUUGGGGGUCUGGGGAGGCGGCGGCGCCAGCGACAGCCAGAGGAUUCCGAGCGACAGGCUCGCACCCGGCGGGGGAGGAGGAAGCUGGCGGCCCCGAGCGGCCCGGGGACGUGGUGAACGUGGUGUUCGUAGACCGGUCAGGCCAACGGAUUCCGGUGAGCGGCAGAGUGGGGGACAAUGUUCUCCACUUGGCCCAGCGCCACGGAGUGGACCUGGAAGUCUAGACACACUGGCUUUCUUGCUGUUCCUCAAACAAAAAACCAAGUUCGUUCCUGCCUCGGGGCUUUUGCACUUGCUGCUCCAGACAUCUGAAGUACUUUCCCACCAGAUCUUCUGGCUCUCCAUCUCAUCCUUCAGGUCUCAAUGGGCCUGUGAAGCUUCCCUGGCGUGCUCCACCUGCCAUGUGUACGUGAGCGAGGACCACCUGGACCUCCUGCCUCCUCCUGAUGAGCGGGAGGACGACAUGCUGGACAUGGCCCCCCUUCUUCAGGAGAACUCCCGGCUGGGCUGCCAAAUCGUGCUGACUCCAGAGCUGGAAGGGGCCGAAUUCACCCUGCCGAAGAUCACCAGGAACUUCUACGUGGACGGCCAUGUCCCCAAGCCCCACUGACGUGGGCAGCCGUCGUGGCCCUCGGGGCCAGGACUGGAAGAAUAGCCAAGCCGCCCGCCCAGCCCAGAGCGUGGACAGGCCCGAGAGAGAUGUUGGGAGCAGCCAGAAGCCCAAAGCCCCUGCUUCAGAUCCCAUGUCCAGGCUCUGGUUGGGGGGUGGGAGGGGCACCAACCCCUGCCCGGGAGCCUCCCCCAAACUCAGGAGAAUCAGUGUGUGGAUGGGGUGGAAUCUGACUGGAAUGACAAUAAAACUGUCUCACAGAC
This is a messenger RNA of Felis catus (domestic cat), 1063 nucleotides long. It is a transcript of the gene FDX2, whose product is annotated as ferredoxin 2. The coding region runs from base 72 to 800 and encodes 242 amino acids. The transcript is spliced from 6 exons. The record is from RefSeq and is a predicted model, not a curated record. Lineage: Eukaryota; Metazoa; Chordata; Mammalia; Carnivora; Felidae. Gene Ontology annotation, molecular function: 2 iron, 2 sulfur cluster binding. Gene Ontology annotation, biological process: P450-containing electron transport chain; positive regulation of oxidoreductase activity. Gene Ontology annotation, cellular component: mitochondrion.